CGGGCCGGCGAGAGGCGCGAUGGCGGCUGCUCAGGGGGAGCGGGAUGGGGAUGAAAGAUGUCGAAAGAUGGAGGUGCGAAGGCCGGAACAAGGUGACGGGUCAUUGCAAGUCACUCCAAAACCUGAGAAGACUCGCGUCAAAUUGGUUCUGUACCAUUGGUCACAGUCUUUUUGUUCACAGAAGAACAUGGUCGGUCCACUCUGGAGCCACGGAUUGGAUUGGAUAACUCCCUUAGGUUCUACACUCUGUCUCUGGGUCCUCCCUUUUCCUAGAAAUUCACGUGGAAAAGAAAAGGAACUAGAUUAGAUACAGUUCGUUUGGUUAUUGCAGAAAAAGGUCUAAAAUGUGAAGAGUAUGAUGUUAACCUACCAUUGAGUGAGCACAAUGAACCUUGGUUUAUGCGUUUGAACCCAGCAGGAGAAGUACCUGUAUUAAUUCAUGGCGACAACAUUAUCUGUGAAUCCACUCAGAUCAUUGACUACCUGGAGAACACCUUUGAAGAUGUAACCAUCCCUAAAUUGUUGCCAGAAGAAGGAAGCCUGUAUUAUCCACGAGUACAACAUUAUCGAGAACUACUAGACUCUCUCCCUAUGGAUGCCUAUACCCAUGGCUGCAUUCUUCACCCAGAGUUAACUUUAGACUCCAUGAUUCCUGCAUAUGCAACCACUAGAAUUCGCAGCCAAAUCGGAAACACUGAAUCUGAGUUAAAAAAGCUUGCUGAAGAACACCCAGAAUUGCGUGAAGCAUAUUUAACAAAGCAGAAACAAAUUAAGUCCAAGAUACGGGACCAUGAUAAUGUAAACUACCUGAAAAAAAUAUUCCAUGAGCUGGAAAAUGUUUUGGACCAGGUGGAGACUGAGCUACAGCGAAGGAUUGAGGAAACUCCAGAAGAAGGACUUCAGCCAUGGCUCUGUGGUGAGUUCUUUAGUCUUGCAGAUGUAUCUCUCGGUGUAACAUUGCAUCGGCUGAAGUUUCUUGGACUUGCCAGAAAAUACUGGGGAAAUGGAAAACGGCCAAAUUUAGAAACUUAUUAUGAUCGUGUGUUACAGCAAAGGACUUUCCGAAAGGUCUUGGGAAAUGUGAACAACAUUUUACUGUCAGCAGUACUGCCUACUGCUUUUCGGGUUGCUAAAAAACGUGCUCCAUCAUUUUUGGGAGCUAGUUUUAUAGUAAGUCUGCUUGGAGGAAUUGGGUAUUUAGCCUUUUUGUUCCUUAAAAAGAGACUGUCAUAAAAUUUGUUGGCAUGAACUUAAUCAGAUUCUUGGUAAAAUAACUGAGGAAGAGCUGUGGUAUCUACAAUUUCAUUGCCGUUAUAAAGCUAAAAUAUAGCUGCAUAAAGACAAUGCGGUAACUUGCUUCCUGUAGUAAAGAAAUUUUCUGUCGCUACUUUAUUUUCAGAGAGCAAGGUUGCAAUAUAUGGAAAGUUUAAAGAAAUUUGUGCACAGUGCAACCCAUUUGUUACAGAACUACACAAACCUAUCUAUUCAUUUUUGUAUUUGCAGCCAAUUUUAGGUAGUAGACUAUGAUGUCACAUCCUAAUGUUUCUGGGUUACAGCAUGUUAACAAUUCUAUGAUGCACUUGGAUAAUCUUCAGUCUAGAUGUGAAUCACUUUGGUUCAAAGGUUAAUCAAAAAUCUAUUCUCCAACCUAAGUUCUAUUCAUGCCAUUCUUUUCUGUCUAGCCUCAGUUGUGUCCCUGAAUGUGCAUCAUAGGCAUCAUUCUUGCACAAUCUAGUUCGAGAUAGUGUGCACUGCAUUGAUCUUUACAGGCUAUUUGUUUAACUUGGGAAUACCAUUUCUAUAUCAAUACUCAUGUACUUAAAUAAAGGCAUUAAGAAAA
Messenger RNA from Carcharodon carcharias (great white shark), 1840 nucleotides. RefSeq names its product ganglioside induced differentiation associated protein 1 (gene gdap1). Lineage: Eukaryota; Metazoa; Chordata; Chondrichthyes; Lamniformes; Lamnidae. The record is from RefSeq and is a predicted model, not a curated record. The transcript has 7 exons. Gene Ontology annotation, biological process: mitochondrial fission; mitochondrial fusion. The coding region runs from base 400 to 1233 and encodes 277 amino acids. Gene Ontology annotation, cellular component: mitochondrial outer membrane.